This is a messenger RNA of Polyodon spathula (Mississippi paddlefish), 1248 nucleotides long. Its product is annotated as regulator of G-protein signaling 21-like. The record is from RefSeq and is a predicted model, not a curated record. Lineage: Eukaryota; Metazoa; Chordata; Actinopteri; Acipenseriformes; Polyodontidae. The transcript has 5 exons. Bases 104 to 664 code for a protein of 186 amino acids.
CGUAUAAAUAUAAGGUAGUGCCAGGGUGAGCAGUGAAACACAAAAGAACAGCAGAGUAAGAAGAACUAACCUGUGAACUUAUUGUACCUUCAUAGAUACAAGGAUGCCCAAGCUGUAUUUCUCUAAGAUUUUGUUCAGCCAGCUGAAGGAUGAUAACUCCAAAAACAGUGAGAAAAAGAAACCAAAAAAUGUCGGAAAGGAUCAGAAAGGUUGUUUCCAGUCUAAUGUGGUGAACUCAGAUAGUUCACUUGCAAAGCCUUCCAAAUCCUGCAACGAAAAACAGACUCUUCCUCAGUCUUUGGAAAAACUGCUUGCAGAUAAAUGUGGUCUUGCUGCAUUCAGAGCGUUCCUACGGUCAGAGUUCAGUGAGGAGAACAUUGAGUUCUGGAUGGCCUGUGAGGACUACAAGAAGGACACAUCUUCAGCGAAUCUGUCAUCCAAAGCUAAAGAGAUUUAUGAAGAAUUUGUUCAGUCACAGGCUCGAAAGGAGAUCAACAUUGACCAUCACACCAGAGAGUCUAUUAAAAGGGCCAUUCAAGAGCCCAGUCUUUCCUGCUUUGAUGAAGCCCAGAAGCAAGUUUACAGUCUAAUGGAAAAGGACUCCUGUUCCAGGUUCCUGAAAUCUGAAAUAUAUCUAAAUCAUGCGAAUACCACAAAGACGUGAUUAUGGUGGAUGAGACGAAACCUACAAAGGGCAUGGAAAUCCAGAUCUAAAGCUUCUGUCAUCCUCGGUCACUCACACAAGAGUGGGCUGGCUGAGGGUUAUAAAUAAGAGAACACCUUAUGUAGAAUGGACUCUCCCAAAGGCAGACAGAGACAACUGAAAGACAUUACUAAUUCCUUACUUCUUAAUAUCAUGCUAAAAGAACAAAUGCAUUACGUGUGAGAAGUUGUGUGAUAAUGGAGACUCGUACAGCUGAGUUUGUGUAGGAAUGUAUGAAGAGUGUUGUAUUAACUGUGAAGAGACUGUUCCAAGAAUUAGAUGUAGGAGGUUAUCUGUACCAGUUAUGAGAAGACUGGGCAGCUCUUUUUGCCAUAUUGCAAUUUGUAUCAUUUUUUGUGAAACCAAAAUGAAGCUACAGCUUUUAAUGUUAACAGGACAUAAAAACUCCCAAAUGUUUUGUUACCAGAGUCAGUCAGUAAGAAGUGUUUGAUUAAUGUGAAAUGUGCUAAGGAACUGAAGUAAAUAAGCUUACAUGUUUAUUUUUAUUAUCAAGUCAGAUCCAAAGUAAAUAUUUGCAAACGUUA